UUCGUAAUUGUACACAAAAGGCCUUAGUUAUUAGUUUUCUGGAGAAGUGACUUACCUUUGAAUUAGUCGUUGAAGGUAAAAUGGAAUCGAAAAGCAUCGACAGAGAAGCCGUCUUAAAAUCACUUGUCCUGAACAAUUCAACCACAGAUGGCCAGCCUAGAAAGAGAAAAAGACUUGACAAUUUAUCUGCCGAAGAAAGGGCUCUUCGAAGAAAACUGAAGAACCGAGUCGCAGCUCAAACUGCUCGUGACAGAAAGAAGGCUCGAAUGACAGAACUAGAAGAACUGGUUGCGCAUUUAGAGAAAGAGAACAGAACCCUUCGCUUGGAUAAUGAAAGUUUGAGGAAACACUCGGAAGCUGUAACAAUCGAAAACUCGGAGUUAAGAGUCCGACUUGGUCUUACACCCCCCGUGUCACCAGCUCCAGUGUCUACAAAUUACCCACCAACCUCAGAAGCCAGUCCAGAUACUAAAUACAGUCCAGUUGUGAUCAAGAAAGAAGCAGAAUAUAACGAGUAUGCAUCACUCUCAGUUUCUCAGCAGCAGGAACGCCUGAUUCUGUUUCUUUCUCUGAUCACGACUUGGAUGAUGAUCAACAACAGCAUGACAUGGAUUUUGGCCUUUUUGAACUUGAUGGGGAAGGAGACUGCCUCACACUUAUUCAGCCCAAACAAGAAGCCACAGCAGCCCCAACCUGCUGUCAACUCAACACCAACCCAGAUGCAAAAGAGGAAGUCAGAACCACAGAUGGCACAGUCCCAGAAUCAAGCAGCAGUGACAUAACAGUAGCAGACUUAGUUGGAAUGGAAUGCGAGUCUUUGGACUCUUUGGAUGAUCUCUGGAACCUGAAAGAUUUCUCCAAGGAGUUCAAAGACCUAAAUGCGGAACCUGAAAUGUUAGGGUGUGAAAUGUGGGAGGAGACCUUCACAGAAGUAUUGUUCCCAUCACUUUUGGUUGUCUGAGCAUGUUGUGUUAAGUCAGACUGUUGAGGAGUAGAUAAGACAAAUGUAAUCUGCACCCACUGUCAAUAGACAAUGAGCACUACAUUAUUCUAGUAAGCAGCACAAUAACUAGCUGCUGUUUAGGAAAGGAGUCAAGAGAAAGAAUGUGCUGGCUCAGUAGGGUGGCCAAAAGCAAGGCCACUCAGCACCAUGCUUAGUGAAGGUGAAGGUGAACGACAACUUAUGUUGUGAGAUGGUCAGUAAUCAUCAGACCAUCAAAGACCAUCCAGUUAUAGAAAGAGCUACAGAAUUCCUCUAAAACACCUUUCAACUCCUAUUACAAGGACUAGUGAGUUUUUCUUAAGUGAAGAAAUGUUUCCUUUGUAUUUACACUCACUAGUUAGAACAUUUUUGUAGUUAUCCAAGAUGUUCAAUUAAUUACAAGAGUGGUCUUACAGUUGUAGGCAAAAUAAUUUGUUAUGACCUCUGUUAUGAAUAGAUUUUGUAUAUAAAAUAAGAACACAAUUCUGUGAAGGUUUCCUCAUAGGUUACUAUUACUGUUAAAUAGUAGUAGUCUGGCACUGAGUAAUUAAAAAAGAAUUGGGUGA
Molecule: messenger RNA, 1548 nt
Organism: Pocillopora damicornis (cauliflower coral)
Lineage: Eukaryota; Metazoa; Cnidaria; Anthozoa; Scleractinia; Pocilloporidae
Biological process (GO): regulation of DNA-templated transcription
Cellular component (GO): nucleus
Molecular function (GO): RNA polymerase II transcription regulatory region sequence-specific DNA binding; DNA-binding transcription factor activity, RNA polymerase II-specific
Source: RefSeq, a predicted model, not a curated record